UCUCUGUACCUCAAACUUGUGUGCAAUAUAAGAUUCAUGCCACCAGCUUAGCCUGGGAACUCUUGGAAAGGACAGAGGUGAUGGAUGUGAAAGUCCUGAGUGCUUGAAGGUGACAGAGAGGGGAAAGCUGGUCAGCAUCACGUCUUAGAACAUGUGAGGGAGGAUGGAAAAGCCAGUUGCUCUCUGGGCCAUGCCUAGAGAGGGCAUGGGGAAGGUCCCAGGACAGCUGUGGGCAUGCUCUUAUCUCCCUUUUAGGGAAUGGAGCAAAUAUUUAGAGCUUACAAUUCAGCACAGGCCUCCCUUGUACUGGGAAUGCCCUCCAGCUACACAUCCGGGCCUAGUCUCUUGCUGGCCUAAGAUUUGCUGUGGAUCUAGGAUGUGCCCUACCACUUUUCUGAGCCCCGGCUCUGUAGAAGAAAUAUGCCCACAGUGCCUCCUCUGUGGAAUUGUCAAGAGGACUCAGCGAGAAGAUAAUGCACAAGACCACAAAGUGUGCAGGCAGGAUAAGGGACACUAUCCCUUCAUCGACACUCCUGCUGGUCUGUACCUUUAGCCCUCCAACCUUCGAUAAUUUGGAACUCCCCCAGCCACCCAUGAACCACUCCUGUAUUGGCUGGAACCAGACUGUAUUCUAGAAUCUUGUCCCCUCCAAUGUUCUCAUGGUUCUAGCAUCCCACCACUAUUCUAGACUAUACGCUCUAGAAGUAGAGGGGUCAGUUGCUUCUCCUAAAUAGUCUUGGCUUAGUCAAGUUCCACUGGCUCACUUGAGUCUAUGCUCUUGCCAGGAUGCGGUGGCGGGACCGACUGGCUGUGCUCUUCUUCCCCCAAGGCAUGGUUCUCAGUGCUGCCGCACUGAUGCUCUUCUUUAUACACCUUGGCGUCUUUGCCAGCGAUGUGCACAACUUCUGCGUCACCCACCACUAUGAUCGCAUGAGUUUCCACUACACUGUUGUCCUGAUGUUCUCCCAGGUGAUCAGCAUCUGCUGGGCUGCCAUGGGGUCACUCUAUGCUGAGAUGACAGAUGACAAGUUUUUUCGGUGCUUUGCCCUGACCAUCCUAAUGCUAAACGGAGCCAUGUUCUUCAACCGCCUGUCCCUUGAGUUUCUGGCCAUCCAGUACCGGGAGGAGAACCACUGAAGUCUGAGGACCAGGCUGACAAGGGGGAAGGAAAAGGAGGCUUCGGUGUUUUAAUAAAGUCUGUCGUUUAUUUCCA
Molecule: messenger RNA, 1213 nt
Organism: Canis lupus familiaris (dog)
Lineage: Eukaryota; Metazoa; Chordata; Mammalia; Carnivora; Canidae
Gene: CATSPERH
Product: transmembrane protein 262
Exons: 3
Coding region: 787-1137 (116 amino acids)
Source: RefSeq, a predicted model, not a curated record